CGGCCUGUCGCCCCCGGCCCGCGCCCCAGCCCCGGGGCCGGACGCCCCCCCAGGCCGCGCACACUCACCUAGGACCCGGCCGGGAUGCCGAGCUCUGUCGAAGAUGCACUGGACACCGGAACACGCCCAGCCCCUCAACCAGUGGCCAGAGCAGCACCUGGACGUCUCCUCCACCACCCCGUCGCCGGCCCACAAGUUGGAGUUGCCCCCCGGGGGUCGCCAGCGCUGCCACUAUGCUUGGGCACACGACGACAUCUCUGCCCUCACUGCCUCCAACCUUCUCAAGCGCUACGCAGAGAAGUACUCGGGGGUCCUGGACUCGCCUUACGAGCGCCCCACCCUGGGCGGCUACGGCGACGCCGCCUUCCUCAACGGCGCCAAGGGGGACCCCGAGCCCUGGCCGGGGCCGGAGACCCCCUACCCCUUGGCCUCGCUCCACGAGGGCCUCCCGGGAACCAAGUCGGGCACUGGGGGCGGCUCCGGGGGCCUCGGGGGUUCCCCGGUUUUAGCCGGUAACCUACCUGAACCCCUCUACGCCGGCAACGCGUGCGGGGGCCCGUCGGCAGCGCCCGAGUACGCGGCGGGCUACGGCGGGGGGUACCUGGCGCCCGGUUACUGUACGCAGACCGGCGCCGCGCUGCCCCCGCCUCCCCCGGCCGCGCUCCUGCAGCCCCCGCCCCCGCCGGGCUAUGGCCCCUCUGGGCCUCUGUACAACUACCCAGCAGGAGGCUACGCCGCGCAGCCGGGCUAUGGGACCCUCCCGCCGCCGCCCGCCCCGCCCCCGGCCCCCUACCUAACCUCGGGCUUGGCGGCGCCCACGCCCCUGCCCACACCCGCCCCGUCCCGCCCACCGCCCUCCUCCUACGGCUUCCAGGGGGCCUCGGAGGCCGGAGUGUCGCUGAAGCGCAAGGCGGCCGACGAAGGCGCCGAGGGCCGCUACCGCAAGUACGCCUUCGAGCCCGCCAAGGCCCCGGCGGCCGACGGCGCCUCCUACCCCGCCGCGGACAACGGCGAGUGUCGGGGCAACGGGUUCCGGGCGAAGCCGCCGGGAGCGGCGGAGGAGGCAUCAGGCAAGUACGGUGGCGGCGUUCCCCUCAAGGUCCUGGGCUCCCCCGUCUACGGCCCGCAACUCGAGCCCUUUGAGAAGUUUCCGGAGCGAUCCCCGGCGCCGGCUCCCCGCGGGGGCUUCGCGGUGCCGUCCGGGGAGCCUCCCAAAGGUGUGGACCCGGGGGCCCUGGAGCUGGUGACCAGCAAGAUGGUGGACUGCGGGCCGCCGGUGCAGUGGGCGGACGUAGCGGGCCAGGGCGCGCUCAAGGCGGCGCUGGAGGAGGAGCUGGUGUGGCCCCUGCUGAGGCCGCCCGCCUACCCCGGCAGCCCGCGCCCGCCGCGGACCGUGCUGCUCUUUGGGCCGCGGGGCGCCGGCAAAGCGCUGCUGGGCCGCUGCCUCGCCACGCAGCUGGGCGCCACGCUGCUGCGCCUGCGCGGAGCCACGCUGGCCGCGCCGGGCUCCGCCGAGGGCACGCGCCUCCUCCAGGCCGCCUUCGCGGCUGCGCGCUGCCGCCCGCCCGCGGUGCUCCUUAUCAGCGAGCUGGACGCGCUGCUGUCAGCUCGGGAGGACGGCACGAGCGCCGCGGGCGCGCUGCAGGCGCCGCUCCUGGCCUGUCUGGACGGCGGCUGCGGCGCGGGAGCCGACGGCGUGCUGGUCGUGGGCACGACCUCGCGGCCCGCGGCCCUGGACGAGGCGACUCGCCGGCGCUUCGCUCUCCGCUUCUACGUGACGCUGCCCGACGGCCCGGCCCGCGGGCAGAUCCUGCAGCGGGCGCUGGCCCAGCAGGGCUGCGCGCUGAGCGAGCGGGAGCUGGCGGCCCUGGUGCAGGGCACCCAGGGCUUCUCCGGGGGCGAGUUGGGGCAGCUGUGCCAGCAGGCGGCGGCCGGGGCGGGCCUCCCGGGGCUGCAGCGCCCCCUCUCCUACAAGGACUUGGAGGCGGCGCUGGCCAAGGUGGGCCCUAGGGCCUCGCCCAAGGAGCUGGACUCGUUCGUGGAGUGGGACAAAAUGUACGGCUUCGGACACUGAAGGCGCUCCGUGAGGCCGCGGGAGCCGCCGCCCCCCUCCCCGGCCCUCUGUUCGCGGAGUGAGGGAUAUGGGGUGGGGGAGAGAAGGGGGCGCCGGUGGAUGUUUUUGUUUCGUGGGAAGGAAAAUGCUUCUGCUAGGCAG
Messenger RNA from Lagenorhynchus albirostris (white-beaked dolphin), 2215 nucleotides. RefSeq names its product fidgetin like 2 (gene FIGNL2). The transcript has 2 exons. Gene Ontology annotation, molecular function: ATP hydrolysis activity; ATP binding; microtubule severing ATPase activity. The coding region runs from base 104 to 2074 and encodes 656 amino acids. NCBI's taxonomy places the organism in Eukaryota, Metazoa, Chordata, Mammalia, Artiodactyla, Delphinidae. The record is from RefSeq and is a predicted model, not a curated record.